CCCCACCUGGCGUUGAAAGCCGCGCUCUGCUGCUUCCGAGUUUCCGGAUCCGCCCGGACCCCCUGGGCCCGGAGGCGGUCGCCGCCCCCGCCUUCCCCGCAGCCCCUUCGCCCGCAGCCCCGCCGCCCUCCCGCAGAGGGCAGUUCCGGCGCGCGAGGCCUCCCCGCCUCCAGGCCUCGGAAGGACCCUUGCUCACGGCUCCUUCUGAAGGCUCUCUCUCUCCGCCUUCCGAUUUCCCGCGGCCCCCUCGGUGGCACCUGCUACGCGGGGCUCCUCACAGCAGGGUUUGCCGGGGACAGCUGGUCUCUCCUCUGUGGCAUCGGCUUGGGCCUGGACUCAAAGGCUGGGGGCGGAAUCACCGAGAGGACGGCUCGAUCACACGCUGCUUGUUGGCUGGGACCUCAGCUGCACCUGUGGCCAUGCACCUGCACGUGAACCUGCCACGGGGCUGCUGGGAUUUCUCCCCGCCUGGGGCCUGGGCCCCACGAGCAAGCGUCCUUCCCUGGAGAAUAAGAAUGGGCAGCAAGGGGACAGCGGCAGCCCUCCAGCCCUCGUCCGGGGAAGCCCUGGCGGACGCUGGUGACAGGGAUCCUGCCCCGGGGACAGCGCUCCGAGGCACAUUUGUCUGGACUGAGAGACGGCCAGCAGUGUGGAUCCGCACAGCGGCAGAGACCGACCACGCGGGGCCCGGCCGGCCUCCUAGCAGCAGGCUGAUGACACCGGUCCCUUCCCCUCGUGGAAGGGGCAGAGACUUGUCCCCCGCAGAUUCUACCCAGAUCCUGGACACGGAACUGCCCUUCCCGCCCGGAAGGGGUCCCCGGCACCACCACGCAUGGGCCUGCCUCGCUCAUGUCCUAACCUUCCACGCGACACUGCUUCCAAUCAAGGAAGUCGCUUCACAUCCGAAGCGCAGCAGCAAAGGGGCCGAUCGAUGUCCCUGGAAUUAACUGGUUUAACCACACACUCAUCACUCAGAAGCAACUG
Messenger RNA from Herpailurus yagouaroundi (jaguarundi), 984 nucleotides. RefSeq names its product gametogenetin-like. The coding region runs from base 420 to 947 and encodes 175 amino acids. The record is from RefSeq and is a predicted model, not a curated record. Lineage: Eukaryota; Metazoa; Chordata; Mammalia; Carnivora; Felidae. The transcript has 5 exons.